UGUCAGGCAGGUCGGAGUACUCCUGAUGGAUUAGAGCAUCAAGUCUUUACUUUGGACAAGAAAGGACCGAUCAUUUCCGGAGAGUCACAUCUGAUGCGCUCCUGCCACCGCCAGUCUCUGGACGGGUUCACACAGGCUACAGUGCGACCACCUGCGCUUGAAAACCCCGGCAAAGGCGGUGGCUGUCCAAGCGUGCGGAGCUGAAAAAAAAAACAUACAAGGAGCUAAGACUCUGAGCAUCUGUGCAGCUACUCCCCGAAAAACCCUCGCAACACCCCCCCACGCCUGGAAGGCAUGUCGACCGCCGGGGAAGUGCCAGCCUUCUUCAAGAGCAUGGGCUCUGACAGCCCCGCCAGGCCGAGGCAGAAAUUCUGUGGCAUGUUCUGCCCGGUGGAAGGCGCCUCGGACAGCAAGACGCUCGACUUUGAUGCGCUCUCGGCGUGCAGGGGCAAGAGUGACGGGCGAGUCAUUGACCGGCAGACCGACAUCUCCCAGCCGAGGAAGGUGGAGAUAAGGGAGAGCACAGGGAAGGAAGCUCUGCAGAAUCUGGACGAUAAAAGGACAAAUUGGGGAAAAUCUCAUCGUACCUGGCGGGGUAAAAACCAUCGAUGCCCACGGGCGCAUGUUAAUGCCGGGCGGCAUCGACGUGCACACACGUUUCCAGAUGCCUGAUCGAGGCAUGACGUCCGCCGAUGACUUCUACCAGGGCACCAAGGCUGCACUGGCUGGAGGCACCACCAUGAUCAUUGACCAUGUGGUUCCCGAGCCUGGUGUCAGCCUCAUCUCGGCCUUCGAGCAGUGGCGCGAAUGGGCCGACAGCAAGUCCUGCUGCGACUACUCGCUGCACGUUGACAUCACCGAGUGGCACAGGGGCAUCCAGGAAGAGAUGGAGGCGCUCGUGAAGGAUCACGGUGUCAACUCUUUCCUCGUCUACUUGGCUUACAAGGAUAUUUUCCAGCUGACUGACGCUCAGGUGUACGAGGUGUUCAGCGUGAUCCGUGAUCUGGGAGCCAUUGCCCAGGUGCACGCUGAGAAUGGAGACAUUGUAGCUGAGGAGCAGCGCAGGAUCCUGGAGCAGGGGAUCACUGGGCCUGAAGGACAUGUGUUGAGCCGUCCUGAGGAGGUGGAGGCGGAGGCUGUAAACCGCUCUGUGACGGUGGCCAAUCAGACCAACUGCCCUCUCUAUGUCACCAAGGUGAUGAGCAAGAGUGCUGCUGAUGUCAUUGCUCAGGCCAGGAAGAAGGGCACUGUGGUCUACGGAGAGCCAAUCACUGCAAGCCUGGGAACAGACGGUUCUCACUAUUGGAGCAAGAACUGGGCCAAAGCUGCUGCCUACGUCACCUCACCUCCCCUGAGCCCCGACCCGACCACACCAGACUAUCUCAACUCCCUGCUGUCCUGUGGUGACCUGCAGGUGACAGGAAGUGCCCACUGUCCCUUCAACACUGCCCAGCGUGCCGUAGGCAAAGACGACUUCAGCUUGAUUCCUGAAGGUGUCAAUGGCACUGAGGAGAGGAUGUCUAUCAUCUGGGACAAGUGUGUGGUGACGGGUAAGAUGGACGAAAACCAGUUUGUGGCAGUGACCAGCACCAACGCCGCCAAGAUCUACAACCUGUACCCGCGUAAGGGUCGUAUCGCCGUGGGUUCUGACGCUGACCUGGUGCUGUGGGACCCAGACUUCACGAAGAUUAUCUCUGCCAAGAGCCACAACUCGACUGUGGAGUACAACAUCUUUGAAGGCACGGAGGUGCGCGGCGGGCCUCUGGUGGUGAUCAGCCAGGGCAAGAUCGUCUUGGAGGAAGGAAACCUCCACACCACCGAGGGCUCGGGACGCUACGUGGCCCGAAAACCUUUCCCUGACUACGUCUACAAGAGGAUAAAAGCACGCAGCAGGCUGGCUGAGCUGAGAGGUGUACCCAGAGGACUGUAUGAUGGUCCGGUCUGCGAGGUGUCAGUCACACCUAAAACCAUGACUCCUGCUUCCUCUGCCAAGACCUCACCUGCCAAGCAGCCCAACCAGCCCGUCCGUAACCUGCAUCAGUCUGGAUUCAGCCUAUCUGGCGCUCAGGUUGACGACAACGUUCCUCGCCGGAACACCCAGCGCAUCGUGGCGCCACCAGGUGGCAGGGCCAACAUCACCAGCCUGGGUUAGAGCUCCGCCCUUGGCCGCCAAGGAGGAAAUGAAGAUCUGAGGAAGGACGGCUGACAGGAGCUUCGGGGUCGAGAAAACCACGUCACGACACCCUGAGCCGAACCCUUCACAGCACCUGACCGGGCCAUCCGUCAGCCUCGAUCUUUCACCUCCUUUGCCGCUUUUCCCACGUACCCACUCUCCUCCUCCCCAAACCCUGAUCCUAGAGGACACAGUUAGAAACAAAAACAAAAAAAGGUCUGCCUCAUAUGAUGAAAAAAAGAGAAAAAAAUGAAAACACUCCUUAUUUGAGCACUUUUGACUGCAUUAUUUUGUUUUUUUAUAUCGUACUUUCUCCCUGCCAUGUAUCCUUUUGAUGUUUGUUUUACUGUUGUUUUAAUAGAGGGGUGAGACUAAACUGAAUUGGUACAAUUGAGAAAGGGGAUCAUUUACAUGCCGGAUGUCCAUUGUAUCUUCAUUUUGGGAGUAGUUCAAAUAGAGCAUGGGUACAAAACCAGUAUUGUUAUUCUUGCUUUUCUUAAAUAGGCCAAAAAAGUAGGUUGCUUGAAAUUGAACUGUCUUACAGUUUAUUCAGCCGACAAGAAUCUAAUACUUCCUUCAAGCUGUUGACUAUCUGUGAUUUAUAUUAUGUUGCAUUUCAGUUGGGUCACUGUCCAUUGCAUCGCCAUCUGUCAAACUGAUACUGUCAAUAUCUAAUUGAGUUUUCGCCAUGAGGACGGCCUUAAGAUUUGAAAAAUUUAACAAACUUUUAUUAGGGUUGUAGACUCUCCCUGCACUGGCUCUCAUCUCAUGUUUUCCCACCUGUGGCUUUGCUGAGGUUACGUAAGUAAAAAAAAUCCAUAGUCCAUACUUGGCAGCUGCCUUACAGCUUGUGAGUCUUGUGGAGCAGAAGGAACUUUGGCAGGUAGUAAAUAGGGCUUUAUGCCUCAUCUCUGAGCAUUAGGCCAUCGUUAAGUGGGAGAAUUGAAGAAAGGAUUGAGGGAGGAAAGAGAAAGUUGUACUCGCUGUCACUUCAAACUAAACCUUUCCUUGCCUUAUUGUCUCUUAACGCCGUCCUUUUUAGAGAAGUUUUAAGACGUGCAGGGAAGGUGCCAUUCACUACGCAGCUACAUAUUUUCCAGCUUGUUUGCAUUCCUGUGAAUCAUAAAGGUCCAAAGUUCUGAUGGACAGCUGUUGAAGCACCUGAUGACCGUCCAUCACCAACCAGUGCAUUUACAUAGAGAAUGUUUCUCCUCCUCCAAAUGUGACUGUUUUAUACUCAUCAGAAUCCCUCUUUCCUUUCUACUCUUUAUGUGCCUGAACCCGCAGAAGUUGUACUGAUAGUUUGAAUUUUUCUCGUUUUGUUAUUCUUAUUGAGGUAAGUGAAGGAUGUAAGAUAAAAAGAUGUAAAAUAGCCAGGAUUAACCGAUUCAAAGGUGCCAGAUUUUGCGCUUUCAUAGGGCCUAUUCUGUUGGUAGAGCCCCUGUAAAGACGAAAAAUGCUCGAUAUCUUGAAAUGUUCUAAUGUUUUAGAGUUUUUAACUUGUUGUCAAACUGCUUUUUAGUGUCAUUCUGUAACUAGGUGCCUAAGGGCUGAGCACUAUUGAUUUACGCUUGAAAGUAGACAUGAGCUAAUGUAAUUCUGACUAGUGUGCAGUGUUGAUGUGUGAGGGAUGGGACACGCACAGCAGGCUCCUGUACAGCACUCCUCACUGUUGUGAACGUGACGUUGCUCCAGGCUGUGCUGAGCGCUCAAAAGUUCUUGUUCCUUUUUUUUUUUUUUUUUUUUUGCAUGAUCUGGUUUUCAUUAAGCCAAGCAACUGAUUUCCUGUGUUAGCUCUUGUGUCAACGAAGCCUUGGCCACCAGUCACCAUCUUCCUGCAGCCUUUUUCUUCCCCGUGACUCAACACGGAGCAACAAGCUCACGCUGACAUAGCCAGGGGCCAGUUACAUAAAUGUAGAUUAAGACUAGAUUAAGACUCGUCUAUGCUGGUCUUAAAUUCCUUUAGUCUGAUGAAGACUCCUGCAUAGACCUACUUGUCGCUAUAGCAACACUUGAAAGAUAGCUUUAGCUUUAGUUAGCUAUUGAACACAAGUCAGUGUCACAAGUCUUUGGUUUGUCAUUUGAUGAAGUCAUUUGAAGUCAGGCUUAAAAUUAGACUUAAAUUUGAAUUAGUCUUUAUGCAACCGGUCCCUGACUCAC
Molecule: messenger RNA, 4333 nt
Organism: Morone saxatilis (striped sea-bass)
Lineage: Eukaryota; Metazoa; Chordata; Actinopteri; Moronidae
Gene: dpysl2b
Product: dihydropyrimidinase like 2b
Cellular component (GO): cytoplasm; cytosol
Molecular function (GO): hydrolase activity, acting on carbon-nitrogen (but not peptide) bonds, in cyclic amides
Source: RefSeq, a predicted model, not a curated record